Messenger RNA from Fusarium pseudograminearum CS3096, 1548 nucleotides. RefSeq lists its product as uncharacterized. NCBI's taxonomy places the organism in Eukaryota, Fungi, Ascomycota, Sordariomycetes, Hypocreales, Nectriaceae. The record is from RefSeq and is a predicted model, not a curated record. The transcript has 4 exons. Gene Ontology annotation, molecular function: iron ion binding; steroid hydroxylase activity; oxidoreductase activity, acting on paired donors, with incorporation or reduction of molecular oxygen. Bases 1 to 1548 code for a protein of 515 amino acids.
AUGAACUCUACACUCAAGAUAGCAAAUGUCCAAGCACAAGAUGUGGCGUUUCAACACAACCUCCUCAGCUAUCUCUUUGGGUUACUCAUAACCACAUAUAUCGUAUGGCAGUAUGUUCUACGAACAGGAGUGAUGGAGAGUGCUGGCUCAGAACCCCCGAUGCUACCAUACUGGAUACCAGUCUUGGGCCACACAUUCUCGUUUCUGACAAACAAUCACAAUACUAUCAUGUCUGGAAGAUCGCACCUUAACAGUGGCACUCAGCCUUUCAGCCUGUUGAUCGGUGGCCGUCGCACAUAUAUUGUUAUCGACCCUCGCUGCCUCGGCGAGGUCUUUAAAAAGACCAAAGACCUUGUAUAUGAACCAUUUAUUGAGAAUUUGAUGACCUGUAUUGGUGUCACUCCAACGACCAGAGAUAUCAUGUUGAACGCCAAGAAUGGAGAGCCUUCUCCUCCGUUAGCUAACUUUGUCUUGGACUGGGUGCGAGAACACAUGUCGCCAAGUCCCUCGUCACAACCUUUCUUUGACAAGUUGAUGACGGAGCUGGACCAUGGUCUACAACAGGGAAGUCCACUAACCAACGGAGGAGAAAGUGAGCACAACAUGCUCAAGUUCGUUGAAACUAUUAUUAUUACGGUCUCCGCGAACAACUUCUUUGGUAAAGUCUUACUGCAACAAUCUCCCGAAAUACUGCAUUCGUUCCCCAUUUUUGAUCGCCAUGCAUGGGAGAUGAUAUUCCGAGCGCCAACGUUCAUAUUCAAUACUGCUCACAACGCAAAGAGUUUGGUCAUUGAUGGUUUAACAAAAUACCUUGAGCUACCACAGAGCGAAAGACAGGAUUCUGCAUCUUUUAUCUUAAAGCCAGAAGAUGCCAUGCGCAAGAAUGGAAUUGGUUCUCGAGACAUCGCCGGGAUGGUCUUUAAGCUUUUUUGGGGGAUCAAUGGCAGCCCUUCUAUAAUUGCAUUUUGGCUGCUUGCCCGAACAGUCUACACUCCCAAUCUCUGGGAAGACAUCAAAACUGAAGUCGCUCCUGCUUUCAAAAAUGGUAUUCACAGUCCGCCCGACAUCGAGUACCUAAAGGGAUGUCCGAAGCUCAACGCGACAUUCUACGAAACGUUGCGUGUCCAUGGAGGCGCAGCUGGUUUCCGUAGCGUGGCGUCAGACACUGUUAUCGGAGGCUUCACUUUCAAAGCUGGAAGCGAUGUCCUCAUGCCGUAUCGUCAGAUGCACCUAGAUGAAGAGGUAUGGGGUCAAGACGCCAAAACGUUCGACAUCAGUAGGUUCAUCGACAAUCCGAAACUUGCUGCAGCGAAAACUUUCAAGCCGUUUGGUGGUGGUACGACGUUAUGUCCCGGCAGAUUCCACGCACGUCACACUGCAUUGAGCUUUAUCGCUACUAUUGUCAGGAGAUAUAACAUUGAGGUUGUUGGUUGCUGCGAGAGUCAACCUUUUUACAAGAUGAACACCAGAGGUUCCGAGGUAGGCGUUAUUUAUCCAGUGUUGAAGCAUGUUCCCAAGAUCAUAGUCAAAAAUGUUGAUAUUGAAUGA